Messenger RNA from Vitis riparia (riverbank grape), 773 nucleotides. Its product is annotated as nicotinamidase 2-like. The record is from RefSeq and is a predicted model, not a curated record. Lineage: Eukaryota; Viridiplantae; Streptophyta; Magnoliopsida; Vitales; Vitaceae. The transcript has a single exon. The coding region runs from base 42 to 644 and encodes 200 amino acids.
UAACAAAGUUAGCAAGCCGAGGUCUUUGAGGGUUAACAGAAAUGGCUAUGGCGUCCUGCCGUGGUUCAUACAAGGAAUACGACAUCAGAAAACGGAACCCAAACCCUAAAACUUCGGUUCUCUUAGUAAUCGAUAUGCAGAAUUACUUCUCCUCCAUAGCCAAACCCAUAAUCCCCGCCAUCACCGCCACUAUCGCCCUCUGCCGACGAGCCUCCAUUCCAGUAAUCUUCACGCGCCACUCCCACAAGUCCCCCGCCGACCACGCCAUGCUCGGCGAGUGGUGGGGCGGCGACCUCAUUCUGGACGGGACGACAGAGGCCGAGCUGAUGUCGGAGAUCGGGCGGAUGCCCACCGACAAGGUGGUGGAGAAGACCACGUACAGCGCGUUCAGGGGCACGCGCCUCGAGGAGUACUUGGCGGAGAGGGGCGUGGAGGAGGUCAUCGUGUCGGGGGUGAUGACGAACCUGUGCUGCGAGACGACGGCGCGUGAAGCGUUUGUGAGGGGCUUUAGGGUGUUCUUCUCCACGGACGCCACGGCGACGGCGACGCCAGAGAUGCAUGAGGCGACGCUGAUGAAUAUGGCUUAUGGAUUUGCGUAUCUGGUGGACUGUGAUCGCCUGGACAAGGGCCUGUUUGGGAAUUAGGUGGGUUUUCAUUUCACGUGUUGUUCAAAGUUGAGAUCCAAAUAGUUGGGUAUAAUAUUAGUUAUGAUUUCAGUUCAUUAACAGGCCUAAUUAAAUUAUCGAUUGAAAUUAUUGGAAUUUCAAGGAAAA